GAUACACACGCAUUAACACGUAUGUAACAGUUUUAUUGCCUCGUAAAUAAUUUGUAAGGUUUGCAAACUACCCCAUCGCUUUUGUUGGUCUGAGAUUUAUAAUGGAAUAAUAUAGAUUUUCCGUAACAAUUCUUGCGUGAGUGUGAGAGUCCGAAAGCGCGAGCGUCGCGCCAGGCGCGUGAGAACUGGCAGCCCUGGCAUUUCCCCCACGUCCAAACCGGUCAGAACUGUUCAGAAACGCCGCCUCACUUCCCCCCAGGCCACCCUACAGACUGCGGGCCAAGUUUUCGUCGCGUGAUGACGCUAAACCACUUAUUGUAUAAACGGGGAAAACACUCUUUUUUAUUCGUUUCGCGCAAAUUAACAAUUUUUAUGUCAUUAAGUAAUUUGUCGGUAUCGGCACCUCUUUCCAUGUUUCCAUUUGGCUCACUGUAAAUGGCCUGAUACAGACAGACGGGCAGCGUCUCACCGCGAGGAUGGACGUGCUCACUUUAUUCCCAAUGUUUUUUUCCGGGGGUCGUCAUAGCAGAGACGAUCGAGGGCGAGACACGCGAAACCCGUCCAGAGCAUUCCUCACUACCCAGAGCAUGCAAUCGGAUUUAAAUACGUCACACGUAGGUAUCGUCAACACGAGCGACUGCAUUUCUGUACGUUGCGUGUUGCAUGACUGUACAACUUCACUAAGAUGUUCACAUGAAAAAUAGCAUAAUACAAGAUUUAGUUGACAUGACAAGCAUUAUCUUUUCUUUGUCUGGUUGUUUGCAUGACCGAGAAUCAUAAUGAAUAAAAGUAGAAUAAACACAAUCAUCUAUUUAUAUAGAUUUGUAAUCCACUAAUGAUGAAGACGUACGAAACUACAAAGCUUCAGUUGGCUUAAUUUGUGAAUUUUGUGUGGUGUCUGAAUUUGGCUUUACCGGAAACCCUCUUUUGAUUGUGUAACACAUGAUGACACUGAAGAUGGUGGUGAUGAUGACUGUGCGUCCUAAGACCAGAGGUCCUUUGUUGAUGGAGAUGUGGGAUCAACUUCAGGGAGCUUGAAAGGGAAGCAAGCAAGAAGCCCCUGGGGAACUUUCUUCUAAAAUACCCAGAAAGGGCCAGAAGGGUGGAUAACAGCCAAAACCUUCUGACAAAGACAGUGAUGGAGAACGACACAGUGAGAGAUGAUCAAAGGUAUGAGGACACCAUGGUCACUCACUCCAUGAGCCCUGGGGAGAAUACGAAGCCCCAAGACCAGCCAUGGAGACCAAAGAACCGCGAGGAGAGCACUGAGCAUCAGGACCAGCCAGGGAGAGCCCGGAGCCCCAAGAACAGCCGGGGAGAGCAUGCAGUCCUAGGAGCCCUGGGGAGGGCAAGGAGCCCCAGGACCAGCUGCGGAAAGCAUGGAGCCCCAGGACCAGCCGGGGAGAGCACGGAGCCCCGAGGAGAACAUGGAGCCCCAGGACCAGCUGGGGAGAGCGCGGAGCCCCGAGGAGAACAUGGAGCCCCAGGACCAGCUGGGGAGAGCGCGGAGCCCCGAGGAGAACAUGGAGCCCCAGGACCAGCUGGGGAGAGCGCGGAGCCCCGAGGAGAACAUGGAGCCCCAGGACCAGCUGGGGAGAGCGCGGAGCCCCAAGGAGAACAUGGAGCCCCAGGACCAGCUGGGGAGAGCGCGGAGCCCCGAGGAGAACAUGGAGCCCCAGGACCAGCUGGGGAGAGUGCGGAGCCCCGAGGAGAACAUGGAGCCCCAGGACCAGCUGGGGAGAGCGCGGAGCCCCGAGGAGAACAUGGAGCCCCAGGACCAGCUGGGGAGAGCACGGAGCCCCGAGGAGAACAUGGAGCCCCAGGAUUAGCUGGGGAGAACCCAGAGCCCCAGGACCAGCCAGAAAGAGCACAUAGCCCCAGGAUCAGCCACAGAAAGCAUGGAGCCCCAGGACCAGCUGGGGAGAGCAUGAGCCUGAGGACCAACCAGGGUGCGAGCAGUGACCCUUGUUCAUUACGUUGGCAGGCGUUCACUCCGUGAAUACUUUCGACUUUAAUUAGGUACAGAUAACAGGUUAUAGUAGACUUUUUUUUUUGCUUAAUUUUGAAAAUUCAAUGUUUUUGCAGUACUAUUAUAUUGCUAAAACACACAACUGAGUCUGUUGUUUGAUUGUCUGGCUGUCUGAAAAAUAAAUGGUAAUGAUAGGGCACAUGUCCCAUGAUGCUAAAGCAGGCACAUACUCUAAGUGCAUUUCAUUAAACCUCUGCGUGACUGUAUUUCGGAACGCUCCACUUAUCCACUUAGCCAGCAUUUGUCUUCGAAGUUUUUGUUGCGUGAUGCUGCUAAGGUAUUUAUAAUCUAAGCAGGGAAGACACUCAUCUGAAUUUGAUUUGCACAAAUAAGUCAUGUUUAUGUCAAAGUAAUUUGUCUAAUAAUUGUUCCUAAGCAUCCCAGCACUGGUUCAGUUUAAGUGGCCUGAUACAGACAGACUGGCCUAUAUUACAGAAACGGAGGUUUUACCUGUCAACAUGCACUAUGUUCAUAUGAUUAUGCGACUGCUUUGGGGCUUCGGAAUGACAUUCAGAACAUUAUGUAGCUGCCAAAUAGUAAGCUUUUACUUCUGUUUAU
This is a messenger RNA of Brienomyrus brachyistius, 2587 nucleotides long. RefSeq names its product collagen alpha-1(I) chain-like. The record is from RefSeq and is a predicted model, not a curated record. The transcript has 4 exons. Lineage: Eukaryota; Metazoa; Chordata; Actinopteri; Osteoglossiformes; Mormyridae. The coding region runs from base 1139 to 1999 and encodes 286 amino acids.